Arabidopsis arenosa is the source of this 1399-nucleotide messenger RNA. The record is from the annotation of a GenBank genome assembly. NCBI's taxonomy places the organism in Eukaryota, Viridiplantae, Streptophyta, Magnoliopsida, Brassicales, Brassicaceae.
AUUUCUCACUCUCAAAAACAGACACCAAAACAGUUUUAAAAGGCGGGAAAGAAACAAAACAGAGCAAAAAUCCAAAAAACAGAUUCAGAAUGGGAUCUUUGGCUGAAACACAGAUCACUCCGGCUAAAAUCUCCGACGAAGAAGCCAACCUCUUUGCUAUGCAGCUCGCCGGUGCCACCGUGCUUCCGAUGGUUCUAACAUCGGCGUUAGAGCUCGACCUACUCGAGAUCAUAUCCAAGAAUGCUGGUCUUGCUGGUGGUCAACUGUCGCCGUCAGAGAUAGCUUCUCAUCUUCCGACCAAUAACCCUGAUGCUCCUAUCAUGGUCGACCGGAUCCUCAGAUUGCUUGCGGCUUACUCCAUCUUGACAUGCUCUGUCCGUAAGCUUGUUGACGGCGGUGUGGAGCGUCUGUAUGGACUGGGACCAGUCUGCAAGUACCUGACUAAGAACGAACAUGGAGUCUCACUCGCGGCACUUUGUCAUUUGAACAGAGACAGAGUGUUCAUGGAGAGCUGGUUUCAUUUGAAAGAUGCAGUUCUUGAAGGCGGAGUCCCAUUCGACAAGGCAUUUGGUAUGGACGCUUUUGCGUACCAGGGGGCCGACCCAAGAUUCAACAAAGUGUUCAACAAUGGAAUGUCGAAUCACACAACCAUCGUCAUGACCAAGAUUCUUGAGACGUACAAGGGCUUCGAGGGAUUGUCUUCAUUGGUAGAUGUUGGUGGUGGCAUUGGAGUCACUCUCCGUAUGAUUGUCUCCAAGCACCCACACAUCAAAGGCAUCCUUUAUGAUCUCUCUCAUGUCAUUGAGGAAGCUAUAUCCUACCCCGGUAUUGAACAUAUUGGGGGAGAUAUGUUUGUGAAUGUUCCUAAAGCAGAUGCCAUCUUCAUGAAGUGGAUAUGUCAUGAUUGGAGCGACCAACACUGUUUGAAAUUUCUGAAGAACUGCUACGAAGCACUCCCAGACAACGGGAAAGUGAUAGUGGCGGAAUCUAUACUUCCGGUGGUGCCAGACUCAAGCCUCAUAACAAAAGAAGUUGUCCAUAUGGACUGCCUCAUGUUGGCACACAACCCCGGAGGCAAAGAGCGAACCGAGGAGGAGUUUGAGACCUUGGCCAAAGCUUCUGGCUUCCAGGGCUUCCAAGUUGUCUGCAGAGCCUAUGGUACUCACAUCAUGGAGUUCCUCAAGAAGAUAUAAAUCUGUGAAAGAUGCAUGAAUGCAUCCUUUGGCUCCUUUUGCUUCCAAGUUUUGUUUACACCACUAUCGAUAUCUUAUUUCUCUCUUUGAUUUUCUUAUCACUAUGUAUGUCGUUGUUGUAGUUGUUGAAAGAUGCAUUUCUUUGUAAAUGUAGUUUCAACGCUUGUGAAAGUGGAUAUAUAAUAAUAUAAAGCUGGUUUUGUUUG